AUGAACGUGUUGCUCGACUCGUCUGUCUACCGGACGUGGCCGAUAUUCGCGACUGCCCGCUCCGCCAGCUAUGUCGUACUUCCUCCUGAUUUGGCAAACGACUCUAUGCGGCAAAUGUUGAGCAACUAUAGCCGUGCGGCAGAAGAUGAGGUGGCUUCCUCGAUGAACUUUUUAGCCGCUCAAAUGGCGAGAAGACACAGCCAUGGGAACGAGUAUGGUGAAGACACGUUUCUUCCUCUUAUCACUCAAGAUGAUAGCUUUCUAUUGGUCAUGUCUAGUUUUAACAAAAGUACGGCUGUCAAUGCUGCUGCUGACUCGGAUGGAAUUGCACUACUCCCCCACGCCGUCUCCACCAUUCCCACCACACGCUCUGGCGCGCCACACCCUUACUCCCGUCCCUCCAGUUGCUCCUCUAGACGCUCCAUUCCAACCCACUCCCUACCGGCCUCUCGCAGCACAUCUCCCACUCCGCGAGACUUGCCCCGGAUGGAACCUGAGCCGUCCCUUACCACUCUCCUUGAGGCUAUCACAGCCCUCACAGCCACCGUUGGGUCCUUGCAGGACCAAAUCAAAUCACAAAGCAAGCAAAUCACACGGCUUGCUGCCAUAUGCAAGGAAACCAACGACCUUGUUGGUGACAAAGACCAGGGCGGAGCCCAAACCAAGCCUGGCCCAUCGACUGGGCCUGUCACCCCUCCUACCCACUCAGGAGGGGAAACCCACACUCCAGGCACGGUUAGGCCUGGGCUCAAAGCCCCCUUCCGCCCUUCAAGAGGAACAGGGUUUGAUUCCAAAGAAGAAGAGGAGCCAAGACGGCCCAAAAAAGAGCCUCAGGGAACGCCUAGGCGAUCACUCAGUUCCCUUACCCCCUUCAACGCAGGGUCCAGCGUAAAAAGGCCCAAGAUGGACCUCCCCAACCCAUAUAAAGGAGACACCAGGGGACGCAAGGCCACACAAUGGCUGGAUCGUAUGCUGCUCUGGGUGGCCCUACACAGGGACCAAUUUGACGAGGAGGAGCAAAUGGUUGUGUGGAUUCUUUACCACAUGACAGACAAGGCAGCCAAUUGGGCACUCCCCGUCAUAGGGGCCAUUAUCAAGGGCAAGGGUAACCCGCCAACCACUAUCCCGGCCUUAACGGCCAAAUUCAAGGAGGCAUUUGCAGACCCUGAUGCAAAAAGGGCGGCUGCCAGGAAAAUUGCCGCGCUGACUCAGACCACAACCACAGCUGAGUAUGUCACAGAAUUCCGCAAUCUUAUGGCGGAACUUGACUGGAAUGAGGAGGCAUACAUUGCCCAAUUCACGCGCGGUCUCCACUGGAAAGUCAAGGAACUGCUAUCAACCAAGGAUAGUGUUCCUGAUGAACUCGAGGCAAUUUUCGCGGCCUCUAUCAAAAUUGACAACAUCCGCCGCGAAAACGAGGAGAACCGCCCUAAAAAGGCACCAGCCAAGUCCCCGGCCACCGUGGCCACCUCCACUACCACCACCCAACGGGUCCGCCUUUCUGAAGACCCAAAUUACGUCACCCCGGAAGAAAGGGACCGCCGCCGCGCGUCUGGCCUUUGCGUCAAGUGCGGCCAAAAAGGGCAUGGCAUCAAACAGUGCCCUAAUGGAUGGAAGGCAACUAUUAAAGAAGUUGCCAAGAAUUUCCCGGCAGAACCUCUCAAAACCCUAAUAGACUCAGGAGCCACAUCAAACUUCAUUUCCCCCUUGAUUGUGGAAAAAUAUAAAAUUCCAAAAACCCAACUCAAAAAUCCACGAGUUGUGAGAAUGUUAGAUGGUACCAUUUCCCAGACUGGUUGCAUUUGGCACCAGGUCCACCUCACGGUUUCGGCCAACGGCCACCCCCACUCCAUUCCCUUUCUUGUCUGCCCCAUUGGCAACACCCCGGCAAUCCUAGGCAUGACAUGGUUAACGGCAGAAGCUCCUCUCAUUGAUUGGCAACAGGGACUAGUCACAUUCCCUGAACAAGUUCAAAUUGCCUCCAAGGAAGAAGCAGACUCAGACCCUUUAGCAGACCUCCCCCCUCAGUACCAUGAGUUUGCUAAGGUUUUUGGCGAAGAAGAAUUUAAGGUCCUCCCUCCACAUAGGGAGUAUGACAUCUCUAUCGACCUUAUCCCAGAUGCCAAACUGUCUCCUGGCCCCAUAUACGGCAUGACCGACGCAGAAUCAAAGGCGCUAAAACAGCAUAUUGACAAGGAAUUAGCAACAGGCAAAAUUUGCCCUAGUACUUCCUCAGCAGGCGCCCCGGUCAUGUUUGUAAAAAAGGCUGAUGGAUCCCUCCGACUAGUUGUUGAUUACAGGAAGUUAAAUGACGUAACCCACAAAAAUGUCUAUCCCCUUCCAAGACAGGACAACCUCAUGGCCAAACUACGUCACGCCAAAAUCUUCACAAAGCUUGACUUGCGCUGGGGUUACAAUAAUGUGCAAAUUAAAGAAGGCGACGAAUGGAAAACGGCUUUCAGAACCAAGUACGGGUUAUUUGAAUACUUAGUAAUGCCUUUUGGCCUCACCAACGCCCCAGCCGCCUUCCAACACUUUAUGAACAACUUGUUCCGCAACCUUAUUGACGUCACUGUUGUCAUCUACCUGGACAAUAUCCUGAUCUUCUCUGAGAAUCCUAAGGAUCACCCUAACCACGUCAGAGAAGUACUGUCGCGACUAAUGAAGAACCAGCUAUUUUGCAAGUUGUCCAAGUGCUACUUCCACGUUAAUACAGUUGACUACCUAGGCAUUGUUAUUUCUCCCUCCGGAUUCUCAAUGGACCAGAAGAAGAUAGAAGCUGUCACAACAUGGCCCACUCCCAAAACGGUCAAACAGGUCCAGGCCUUCCUAGGUUUUGUCAAUUACCUCAGGCGCUUUAUUCCCAACUUCAGUUCUGUAGCGCGCCCCCUUCAUAACCUCACUAGAAAGGAAUCUCCUUGGUCAUGGGGCGUAGUGGAAGAGCAGGCUUUCCAGGAGCUCAAAACAUUAGUCACCAAAGCGCCAGUCCUGAUCCAUUUGAACCCCAACUUGCCCUAUUAUCUAGAGACAGACGCGUCAGGCGUAGCUAUGGGAGCCAUCUUGAGUCAGCGGGGAGACAAUAACCGCCUACAUCCGGUAGCCUACAUGUCAAAGUCCUUCUCCGGUGCCGAGGCAAAUUACAACACCCACAACAAGGAACUCUUAGCUAUCAUUAAAGCCCUGGAGGAGUGGCGUAUCUUCUUAGAAGCAACGGAUAGACCCAUACAGGUUUACACGGACCAUCGAAACCUGGAAUACUGGAUGCAAGCAAGAACUUUCAACCGCAGGCAUGCCCGAUGGCGCGUAUUCCUGAGCAAUUUUAACUUCGAAAUCCACUAUUGCCCAGGAAAGCAAUCAGGAAAACCAGACGCAUUAUCCAGAAGGUCAGACUACGUAGACACGCCCCCAGAACCAGAGGUCAUGUUACCAGCAGAAGUCUUUGCAAAUACCUCAGAGGAAGAAGUCAAAAUAGUCACAGAAAUUUGCUCCAGACUCAGAGAAGACCCGUCCCUGGAGCCUAUCAUCCAAUUCCUCACAGAAGACGCGGACAAUGCACCUCCCUCCAUCCAGAAAGCUUACAGAGACUACGAUUGGGAAGAAGACCUGCUAUGGUACCAAGGAAAACUAGUUGUCCCAGACUCCAAAACCCUGAAGGAACAACUUCUGAAGGAAUUCCAUGACUCCCUGCUAGCGGGCCAUCCGGGCCAACAGAGAACCCUUGAACUUCUGAGUUGCAACUACUGGUGGCCAGGCAUGAAAUCAUCUGCCAAAGAAUGGGUAGAAUGCUGCCCCACAUGCCAGGCCAACCGUCGAGCUCACGCCCCGGUCAUUGCCCUCAAACCACUAGAAGUUCCCCCCUACCCGUUCCACACCAUUUCCUAUGACUUUAUUACAGGAUUCCCAAAGUCAAACGGUCAUGACGCAAUCUUGGUAGUCAUUGACUCCUUCUCAAAAUUUGGGCAUUUCAUCCCAACUACCAAGAAGGUUACAUCCAAGGGUCUAGCAGAAUUAUUCAUUUCACAUGUGUGGAAACUCCAUGGUUUACCGGUCAGAACAAUAUUGGACAGAGGGACUACGUUCACAGGGAAGUUCCUAAGGGCGCUCUACCAACGCCUUGGGGUAAAACCAUCCUUCUCAUCAGCCUACCACCCUGAGUCAGAUGGACAAACAGAAAGGGUGAACCAGUUCAUUGAGUUCUACCUAAGAUCGUAUGUUGCGGCAGACCACUUGGAUUGGGCCUCCUGGUUACCAUUAGCGGAAUAUGCCUACAAUAACGCAAGACACUCCGCCAUGGGAAAAACCCCCUUCGAGUUGGUAUACGGACAAAACCCUGUCAUGAACCCGUCCAAUAUUCCAGCAAACGUACCAGAAGCCAACCAUGUGGCAGAUACUCUUGCUCAAGAAUGGAAAGAAGCAGAGGCAGCUCUCAGGAUGAGUAAGGAGAAAAUGGCUGGAAACAAGGGGACUAUACCGGAAUACUCAAUUGGUGAUAAGGUCUGGUUAGAUGGAAAAAACGUGGAGCUUAGAACAAACUCCAACAAACUAGACCCCAGGAGACUAGGACCAUUUGAAAUCACGGAGAAAAUCUCUAGCCAUGCGUACCGCCUGAAACUCCCAGAAACCCUGAAAAUCCACAACGUGUUCUAUGUAGGACUACUAUCCAAAGCGCACCAAUCUCCAAGCCAACCAUUCCCAAAAAAACCCCCUCCUGAAACAAUAGAAGGGGAAGAAGAAUACAAAGUUGAGCAGAUCAUUAACUCUAAACGCCAACAAGGGAAAUGGUUCUACUUGAUCAAAUGGAAGGGGUACGGCCCAGAAGACAACUCGUGGGAGCCGGAAGAACUAUUGGAACACAGCCAAGAAGAGAUCAAGCAAUUCAACCAAGCUAGACUCAGAAAGGCUUGUGACGCCGCCAAGAGCCUUUAA
Messenger RNA from Rhizoctonia solani, 4926 nucleotides. Its product is annotated as Retrotransposable element Tf2 protein. Lineage: Eukaryota; Fungi; Basidiomycota; Agaricomycetes; Cantharellales; Ceratobasidiaceae. Gene Ontology annotation, biological process: DNA integration. Gene Ontology annotation, molecular function: nucleic acid binding; zinc ion binding. The transcript is spliced from 5 exons. The record is from RefSeq and is a predicted model, not a curated record. The coding region runs from base 1 to 4926 and encodes 1641 amino acids.